This is a messenger RNA of Zerene cesonia (dogface butterfly), 711 nucleotides long. RefSeq lists its product as uncharacterized. The record is from RefSeq and is a predicted model, not a curated record. NCBI's taxonomy places the organism in Eukaryota, Metazoa, Arthropoda, Insecta, Lepidoptera, Pieridae. The transcript has 4 exons. The coding region runs from base 1 to 711 and encodes 236 amino acids.
AUGGAAAAGCCCAUUCGCAUCAAAAGUAAAAAUAAAGCGGCUGCAUCAAAGCAAAAAUCAGCAAAGAAAAGAAAGAGUGAUGGUCCUACAUGCUCAAUGUUCUUAGCUGAAUUGACAAAAAAGCUCAUGUUGAAAAAGAAACAAGAAGCCGAAGCACCUAUUAAUAUAGUCCAAACAAUAAUUGAAAGUCUCACUAACGCACUACCGGUGAGAUUAUCAAAGAGGUCUCCUCCAAGAAAAGAUUCUCCAUUAAAAAUUGAAACGUUACAAUCUUAUGCACCCGAAUUAUUACCGAAUGAUACUUUAAAUGUACCGAGACCAGUUAUCAUAGCAGCAGAUGAGCCUCCAGAAAUUGAAAACCCAAUAUUAAAAGGCGGUUUCAAAAUGCCUAAAAUGCCAGUUGCCAGUAGUGAUGUUUUUAAGCCAUCAGAGAGGCGGAUAAAAAUGCCAACUGAAGAUGUUGCAGUGAAUACAGGGGGUGAUCAUGAUGUUGCUGGUGAAAUAGCGAAGUACGUGGGCACAUUGCGAAAAAUUUCACUUAUAGCUGAAGAGUUUAAUCAGAAAACAGCUAAGAACUUAAAGGAGAUAGUGGACAGCGUGCAGGAAGAUCUUAUUAAAAAGCUAGAAGAAAUCAAAGCAGAACAAGGAACCAAAUCAAAUAAUCAAUUGAAUGUUAUAAUCGAAUCUGAAUGUUCAUCAUCUAAGAAAUAA